AUGUUCGCUCAACGAGUGGACACGUUUAGGCAGACGUACAGAGCAUACUCUUUUGAAAAGAGUGGAUGUGGCAAAACCAAUUUGAAUGACUCUGGAAAGGUGCUAUUACCACCGUCGACUUUACAAGUGAUGGCUGGAAUGAGUCUUGUGUAUCCCCUCCUCUUUUGGGUACAGAAAUACCGAGAUAAUACAAAUGUCACGCAUUGCGGAGUCCUUGAAUUUACAGCAAAGGAAGCGGAGUGUUAUAUGCCUCCUUGGAUGAUGCAAAGAUUGAAAAUAGGGGAGGGCGACUAUGUUGAAUUGAGAACAGUUGCUUUACCCAAAGCGUCAUUCAUUCGAUUCAAACCGAAGUCGAUUGAGUUUUUCAAAAUACCGAACUACAAAGUAGUGAUGGAAAGGGAGUUACGGAAUUACUCGGCGAUGACAGUGGGCGAUGUGAUAUCGAUUGGAUUUAAUAGUAAAGAGUAUGAAUUGGAGGUGGCCGAGUGUAAGCCCGCAACACGAGCAGUAAGUAUAGUCGAGACGGAUGUUGCCGUUGAUUUUGAUGGGAACAGUUUACCCGAGAAUCAACAAGCAAAAGCGCCUUCACUGAUUGAUUUGGACGAUGACGAAGAAGAUGACGACAUUAUCAUGCCGCCACAAAGAGUCGAAAAACAAGAGUCAUCUGAUUCAGAAGAGACUUUCAAGCCAUUUAGUGGUGUUGGGAGAACACUAAGAGACUCAAACGACACCGUGAGAGAUAAGUGGAAAGAUGAAGGUUGGGGCUAA
Molecule: messenger RNA, 768 nt
Organism: Entamoeba invadens IP1
Lineage: Eukaryota; Evosea; Mastigamoebida; Endamoebidae
Product: ubiquitin fusion degradation protein, putative
Exons: 3
Coding region: 1-768 (255 amino acids)
Cellular component (GO): VCP-NPL4-UFD1 AAA ATPase complex
Molecular function (GO): polyubiquitin modification-dependent protein binding
Source: RefSeq, a predicted model, not a curated record